AUGGAUCAUUCUGGUAAGUUACGAGAGAGUUCGUACACAUACGGUCCUCUACGUGAAAACUGGACUAUUCUUCUAACAGUAAACAACGCAUAUUUUGACUUCUUUAGAAACUGGUUCUGGGCUUAUCGGCAACUUGAUAUUACGUAUUCCAUAGUUAUCAUAGCAGAAGAUGAAUUUGUUUAUAGAAAGUUGCGAGAAUUUAAGUCAGAAACGGUGACACUUACAAGAAGUGGGCACGCGUCAGUACACGAAUCUGCGAGUUUCGGAAGUGCAGCAUUUAGUACGUUAGUUUCUGCGAGGCCGUCACAUAUACUGAAUUAUCUUAAAAUGGGAAUAAAUGUUCUGUAUUCGGAUAUUGACAUGGUUUGGAUGCAAAACCCUUUUCCAUAUUUUACAGGAGAUUUUGAUAUGUGGAUGGAACUUGAUAAUGUAAAUAAAGAUAAUUAUUGUACAGGAUUAAUGGCCAUUAAAAGCAACAAAAAUAACAUACGAUUAAUAGAAGGCUGGGAAAAAUCUUUACAAGAGACCCUACAGAUCGACCAGAUAGCAUUCAAUAAAGUUGUGAAACAUGCAACUAUACGAUUGUCAAUUUUAGACAGCAAUAAAUUCCCUAAUGGUUUUCUAUAUUUUGAAAAGUUUACAGAGGAAGAACGUAAUUUAGCUGUGAUUUUACGUAAUGACAGGCUGUCAACCUUACAAGUCUUUCUGGAUUCUGCACCAGUACCAGUCUGUUCUCCACAAAUAACUGCCAAUUUCUCCAAACCAUGA
Mercenaria mercenaria is the source of this 768-nucleotide messenger RNA. RefSeq lists its product as uncharacterized. The record is from RefSeq and is a predicted model, not a curated record. Gene Ontology annotation, molecular function: glycosyltransferase activity. Gene Ontology annotation, cellular component: Golgi apparatus. The coding region runs from base 1 to 768 and encodes 255 amino acids. The transcript has 2 exons. Lineage: Eukaryota; Metazoa; Mollusca; Bivalvia; Venerida; Veneridae.